AUGGUCGCCAUGAUAGAAAAGCGAACGGGGGAGAGUCCAAUGGACUUCGAAUGGCAAACCAGAGCUCCAGGAGAUGUCACUUCGCCAUUUUACCAGCUUGGAGCGCAGCAUGACAAGAAACGUUUGUAUCCCCGGAGAAGCGAUGGUCUGAACAAGGACGCCCGCAAUUUCAAGCUCUCUGACACUUGUAUAGGACCAUAUAGCGCAUUUGGAUCCCCGCAGAAGCAGUCACUACCGUCCCUCCGCGAACCAAAUUCUCAGCCCUUCCUGUUCUCACAGCCCCGACAACAAGCCGGACCACCGUCGCCAAAGGCCAAAUUUAGCCAACCGGCUUUCCAGACGCCACGCAAAUUUGAGGUGGAUUUUUCAUCAGGUGCCGAAAACAUGUCGUCUCCGGAAUUCGCCGACAAUGAGGAUACUCCUGAGCAGCCGUACAAGUCAGGGAAAGGAAUGCACGCCCUAUUCAACUUCCAUGCCCGCGCUCCGCAAAGUCCGGGGCGUGGCGAGAUCCCCCGCUUGACUCACCACUCCAACGCAGCUUUGCACCGGAUACAAAAGAAACGACGGAGAGACAAAGAACUCGGCCGACGAAUCAGAGUCGACAGCGAUGAUGAGAGCGAGCAAGACCGGCCGAGCAGCAAGGAUCAGAAGUUGAUGAAAGUCGCGAAACAAGGGAAAGUGCAGAGGUCCGAACAAGAGGAAUUAAGAGUGUCAUCCUGGUCUGAGUUCUUCAGCAUACUCGAGGCACACCCGAAUGUCCCUGCCAUUUUGUCAUGGUGGGCCCAGCUGGUGGUCAAUUUGGCGCUGUUCUCUCUUGCCGUAUAUCUGGUGUUUGGUUUUGUCUCAGCGAUUCGGGGCGAAUUCGAGCAGGCCGCGCAGGAAAUGUCCGAUACAAUCUUGGCAGACAUGGCGGUCUGCACGAAGAGCUACGUCGAUAACGACUGCGGCCGACCGAGUCGGGCACCAGCCCUGGAGACCAUCUGCGAGAACUGGGAACGCUGCAUGAACCGCGAUCCGGCGAGGGUCGGCCGUGCCAAGGUCUCCGCGCACACAAUGGCUAUCAUCAUUAACAGCUUCAUUGACCCCAUCAGCUGGAAGGCGAUUUUGUGCUUCCUUGCAACCAUCUCUACAGUCACAGUCGUUAGCAACUGGUCCUUCCGCUCAUUCAGACACCGUCUACAGCAACAGGACUAUGCGCAGAACCCACCUCAAGGCCCACGUAUGCACCCUCAGCUGCAACAUAACCCCUCGUUCGGAUACUAUACUGGGCAGGAAGAUUCUCGGCAAGCCCAAUCCCACGAGAAACAAGACCAGCCCCUGAUGAUUGAGAGCAGUAGGGCAAUAGACUUUGUCACUGAGCGCACUCGUGAGCGCGAACAGCACCUCCGGACACCCAGUCCAACGAAGCGCAGAUUUGCCUAA
Penicillium paradoxum is the source of this 1422-nucleotide messenger RNA. RefSeq names its product putative nuclear envelope protein Brr6. Bases 1 to 1422 code for a protein of 473 amino acids. The transcript is spliced from 2 exons. The record is from RefSeq and is a predicted model, not a curated record. Gene Ontology annotation, biological process: lipid homeostasis; nuclear envelope organization. Lineage: Eukaryota; Fungi; Ascomycota; Eurotiomycetes; Eurotiales; Aspergillaceae. Gene Ontology annotation, cellular component: nuclear membrane; nuclear envelope.